AUGAUGAUCAUUUGGUUUCAUCAAACUGAUCGAGGGUAUGAUGGUAAAUAUGUGCUACUUGGGGACACUAACGCACGCAACAGAAGAAUAGAAGAAGCGACAUCGAAAGCUACAGCUUUUGAAGACAGCUCUUCUCCACUCUCCCCUUUCUCCCCCACCGAUGGGGCUCUAGGGAACCGUAACGCUAGCUUCGAUCCCUACCCCCGAUCGGAUCAGCCCCUGGCGUUUCCAUCUCGUUUCUGGCCAUCGGUGCUGGAGGCGGUGGCUGCAGAGGAGAGGUGCGCGCGCGCGGGAGGGGAGAUAGUGAGGAGCCGCGAGAUCGGCAGGUUCGCUCGGAUGGCCCGAGUCACCGCCACGGGUGUGCCCGAGAAGUUUCAGAGUAUCCAGCUCCAGGAAGAGUUUGACACCUUUGAUUGCGACGUCCAUAUGUUUCCAGAUCUACAAUAUCUGAAGAAGCGGUCUAAGAUAAUCGAGAUUGUUUCUGUAAAGGAUGUUAUUUUCGUUGUUGCUCAGUCGGGUCUAUGUGCUGCUUUUAGUAGAACAACAAAUAAAAGAAUAUGCUUCUUGAACAUAAGCCCUGGUGAAAUUAUUAGAAGCAUAUUUUAUAAUAAGAAUGAUGAGUCUCUUAUUACGGUGUCGGUUUAUGCAUCAGAUCAUUUCAGUUCAUUGAAAUGCAGGACAACUCCAAUCGAAUAUAUUAGGAGAAAUCAAUUGGAUGCCGGGUGUCCUCUUUUUGAAACUGAGUCAAUAAAAUGGCCUGGUUUUGUUGAAUUUUGUGAUAUGAAUUGCAAAAUACUGAUAUAUUCGAGCCAAGAUGGCACAUACAAGGUUUUUGACCUGAAGAACUACUCCUUACUGCACUCCAUAUGUGACAAAGAUAUAGUGGACAUCAAAAUAAGCCCCAGCAUGAUGCUGCUUGUGUACCAAAGAACUCUUGGUCAUGUACCACUGAAGAUACUGUCAAUCGAAGAUGGCAAAGUCUUGAAAUCUUUUAAUCACUCGCUACACCGCAACAAGAAGGUUGACUUCAUCGAACAGUUCAAUGAGAAGCUCCUGGUGAAGCAAGAAAAUGAGAACCUGCAGAUUCUUGAUGUGUGGAAUUCAGAUCUCAUCGAAGUUAGCAGGACAGAGUUCAUGACACCUUCUGCGUUCAUCUUCCUCUAUGAGAAACAUCUUUUCUUGACAUUUAGAAACAGGACUGUGGCAGUGUGGAAUGUUCGUGGAGAGCAGGUUGCAUCAUUCGAGGACCACCUCCUGUGGCACCCAGAUUGUAAUACCAACAACAUUUACAUAACAACCGACCUGGACCUCAUAAUCUCCUCCUGCAAGGCCGAAAAUGUAUGCCAUGAUGAGGGAGAAGUGCCUUCUGUUGGUUCUAUCAAUGUGGGCGACAUCCUCACCGGGAAGUGCAUAGCAAAGAUAUGUCCGCUUGAUCCUCAUCUCCAGAUUGGCCCUCGCAAGCGAGGAGAUGCAGGCCGGUCUACCAUCGGGAGUACCAUCAAGGAAGCUCUCGAGAAUGUCACUGCUCUCUUCUACGACGAGGACAGGAAUGAGAUCUACACCGGCAACGAGCAAGGUUUGGUUCAUGUCUGGUCGAAGCCUCAUAUUAGCAGAGAUAAUCUCCCGGCCUGUCUAUAAUUUGGAUUGCCUUUCAUAGCAUCCAUCAACCAUGCUUCCUCUGUUGUUGUGUCUAGCUGGAAUAAUCUCAUGUUUAUGGCUGUUAGGCUUUUAAAUGACUCUUUAUCUUGCUUUUAGUUAGAUAAAAGAACUACUGGCUCUGUACUUGUUACCAUAUGAUUGAAUGCUGUUUAUAGUUGUGCUAA
Molecule: messenger RNA, 1823 nt
Organism: Musa acuminata AAA Group (dessert banana)
Lineage: Eukaryota; Viridiplantae; Streptophyta; Magnoliopsida; Zingiberales; Musaceae
Exons: 8
Coding region: 1-1638 (545 amino acids)
Molecular function (GO): protein binding
Source: RefSeq, a predicted model, not a curated record